AUGAUCAAAGAUGGCAGAAUCACCAACUGUCAGUUCAAUGAUCAUAUUGAUGAGUUUAAUGAACUUUUAUUGCAAAAUUUAAGGUUAGUUACAUCGAAUUCGAAUUCAGAAAUAUCAGAUGCAAAUUUUGAUAUUAUCAAUAAUUAUAAAAAGGAAUUGAAUUUAAACACGAAGAUCCAGAAAAAGAUUUACAUGCUAACAAGAAUAUGUAUUUCUGGAUUUUCUUUACCUACCAGUUUGCUUGUCGAUUUCACGAUAUCAUAUGACGAUUUUUAUAUGGUUCCUGUAUUAUAUUUCCGUGUAUUUCAAGAUAGCAGUAGAUCGAUUGGAGGAAAUAUAGAUGAAGCAGGAGUAACUCCAAUUACGUCUACAGAAGAACUUAUUUCUAACUAUUAUUCAGUUUUAAACUUAAACGAUGAUCUGAAUUUGGGUCCAACCAUAACUUUGGAUUCACAUCAUUUAAUAUAUGACAGCAGUGUCUGGUUUUACAUACAUCCUUGUGAAACUUUACGUACGUUAAAAGAAUUUAUGGAAGCUGAUAAUAUUCUGUUCACUUGUGAUAGUGAACAGGCUCAAGUUCUAAAAUAUCUAUGUAUUUGGUAUGCAACUUAUGGUCUUGGUGGAAUAUUUCCAUCCAUCAGUUUAAGACUUAGUCUACAAGUGUAA
Molecule: messenger RNA, 666 nt
Organism: Debaryomyces fabryi
Lineage: Eukaryota; Fungi; Ascomycota; Pichiomycetes; Serinales; Debaryomycetaceae
Exons: 1
Coding region: 1-666 (221 amino acids)
Molecular function (GO): ubiquitin-like protein transferase activity
Source: RefSeq, a predicted model, not a curated record